Messenger RNA from Engraulis encrasicolus (European anchovy), 3164 nucleotides. It is a transcript of the gene clasp1b, whose product is annotated as cytoplasmic linker associated protein 1b. The record is from RefSeq and is a predicted model, not a curated record. NCBI's taxonomy places the organism in Eukaryota, Metazoa, Chordata, Actinopteri, Clupeiformes, Engraulidae. Gene Ontology annotation, molecular function: nucleic acid binding. The transcript has a single exon. Bases 73 to 2844 code for a protein of 923 amino acids. Gene Ontology annotation, biological process: DNA integration.
CCUGCAUUAUGCGGCAGAAACUGGCUACAUAAAAUUACACUGGAUUGGAAGGAAAUAAAACAUGUGAGUGAGAUGCAUGAACCAAGGUCCAUAGAUGAAGUGCUUCAGUUACAUUCAGAAGUGUUUAAAGAAGAACUGGGCACACUGCAUGGCUUCAAAGCCAAAAUUCUUGUAAAUCCAGAUGUCCCCCCAAAGUUUUGCAAGAGCCGCCCAUUGCCAUUUGCCAUGAAAGCCAGGGUGGAUGCCGAACUAGACCGGCUGGAGAAGGCAGGCAUAAUCUCACCAGUUAAGCAUAGCGAGUGGGCUGCACCAGUAGUGCCUGUAAUCAAGAAAGACAAUACAAUUCGCCUUUGUGGCGAUUACAAAUUAACAGUUAAUCAAGCUGCCAAUACUGAAACUUACCCCCUGCCUCGCAUUGAGGAGCUGAUGGCGACCUUAAGUGGAGGAAAAAUAUUCUCAAAGAUUGACUUGGCUUCAGCAUACCAGCAAGUGCUACUGGAGGAGGAGUCAAAAAAGCUGUUGACCAUCAACACACAUCGAGGUCUCUUUGUGUACAAUAGGUUAGCUUUCGGAGUUAGCUCUGCCCCCUCCAUUUUUCAACGCAUUAUGGAGAACCUCCUAAAAGAUCUUGAUGUAGUUACCUAUUUAGAUGAUUUACUUGUAACAGGAAAAAAUGAACAUGACCAUGUGCAGAAGUUACAAAAAGUGCUUCAGAGACUCCAGGAGUGCGGCCUAAGAGUGAAGAAAUCCAAAUGCGAGUUCGGAAAAAAGGAGAUUGAAUACCUGGGCCAUGUACUGGAUAGCCAAGGCCUUCAUCCAUCCCCAGAAAAGGUAAAGGCCAUCAAGGAGGCCCCAGCGCCCUCCUCAGUGAAAGAAUUGAGAGCAUUUCUAGGCCUAGUCAAUUACUAUGGCCGGUUCAUGCCCAACCAAAGCACCCUAUUGGCCCCACUCUACAAACUGUUAAAAGACCACACGGAGUGGGAGUGGACGAAACCACAGCAAAAAGCCUUUGAGGCAUGCAAAGAAUUGUUAGCAAGUGACCAGGUGCUAAUGCACUACAAUCCAGACUUGCCUCUUGUACUGGCCUGUGAUUCAUCAGCCUAUGGCAUAGGGGCUGUCAUUCAACAUGAACUACCAUCUGGAGAGAAGAGGCCCAUUGCAUAUGCCUCUCGUACGCUGAACCCUGCUGAAAGAAAUUACUCACAAAUAGAAAAAGAGGGGCUGUCAGUGAUAUUUGGAGUUAAAAAGUUCCACCAGUACUUGUGGGGGCGGAAAUUUAAAAUAGUGACUGACCACAAGCCCUUGCUGACUCUUUUUGGAGAGCACAAAUGUCUGCCCACCAUGGCUGCAGCACGGAUUCAAAGAUGGGCCAUCAUACUGUCUGCUUAUGAUUAUACCAUUGUGUACUGUGCAUCUGAGAAACACAGCAAUGCAGAUGGACUGUCAAGAGUCCCUUUACCAGAGACAAGUGAUGCCGGCACAGCAGCCAUCUCGGAGAGCAUUCAUGCACUGUUAGCAGAGCACCUAGAACAAGCACCCGUGGAUGCUGACCAGGUGGCACGCGCCACACGGACAGACUGCAUGCUGUCCAAGGUCCUGAAAUUCAUCAUGGAUGGCUGGCCGGCAGUCGUGGAUUCUACUCUGAAAGCCUUCCACUCACGCCGAUAUGAACUGUCCACUGAACGGGGAUGUGUCCUAUGGGGCACCAGGGUCGUGCUACCAGAGAAACUGAGAAAGCUCGUCAAAAAGGAGCUGCACUCGGGACACCCGGGUAUAGUGAAGAUAAAAGCUCUCGCACGCAAGUACGUGUGGUGGCCCAAGAUUGAUGAAGAUCUAGAACAGGUAUGCAAAGCCUGCGAGCCUUGCCAGUUGGAACAACGGAAGCCUCGGCAGGUACCAUUACAUCCAUGGGAGUUUCCAGGCCAGAGCUGGAGAAGACUACACAUAGACUUUGCUGGCCCCUUCCUAGGUCACACUUUCAUGAUAGUGGUGGAUGCAUACUCCAAGUGGCUGGAGGUGUUCAGAAUGCCAUCCCUCACCUCACAAGCCACCAUCACCAGACUGCGUAGGCUGUUUGCAGCAUACGGCCUUCCGGAGCAUGUUGUUACAGAUAACGCAACGCAGUACACGUCUGAGGAAUUCAAAACCUUCAUGAGGCAGAAUGGAAUUCUACACUCCACCAGUGCCCCGGGUCACCCUGCUAGCAAUGGUCUCGCCGAAAGGUAUGUGCAAACAUUUAAAAAUGGAAUUAAGAAACUUGGACAGACUUCCAUGGAUAUAGAGGACAAGAUCUCUGUGUUUCUAAUGCAAUACCGCUGUACUCCUAACUGUACUACAGGCCAGUCGCCUGCUGAUUUGUUUCUGAACAGGCACAUGCGCACCCGCCUGGACCUGAUUCAUCCUGACACAGCGCUCACAGUUCGAAAGAAGCAGUACAUGCAGAAGUUCUACCAUGAUCGGCGAGCAGUGAGUAGAUCUUUUUCUCAGGAUGACCCUGUGUAUCUUCAAAAUACAGCAGGGGGAAGAGAGAAAUGGAUUCCAGGAGUGAUAAUGAAGCAAACAGGACCAGUGUCUUACAGAGUUCAGGGGACAGACAGAGACAUUACCUACAGGAGACAUGGGGAUCAGUUGCGGUCUCGUGUCGCAGCCGAGGAGCUGGAUCUGAAUACGGACUGUACACCUGCUGACCUUGCCGACCAGCCCACAUCCGACCAGCCCAGUGAGAAGCUGGACAUGCCAGCAGAUGAUGGUCCCCUGCACAUGGACAGCGAGGUGCCCGCUGCCUCUCCAGACUUGCGUCGCUCAGGCAGAGACCGGAAGCCGCCUGAGCGUUAUGUUCCUUAAUCAGCAGUUACUUUGGCAAGAAUGGAUUCCACAUUGGACUGCUUUUGUAUAGUGUGCUACUAAUUUAAAAAAAAGAAAAAAGAUGCCAAAAGAAAAAGGAAAAAAAAAAAAGACAUUUGGGUUUUGGGGGUGUUGGGUACACUGAUGUAUUAAAGUUCAUUAUUGCUGGGGUAACAAAGUUCUUUUAUUUUAAAAGGGGGGUGAUGUGAUGUAUUGAAACGUGAUUGGGGUUUGGGUAAUUGGGAAGUCUAAUUAAGGAACACCUGACACCUGUAUGUUGCUUCCUGCUUAACCUGAAGUAAAGACACAACUCACAGCAA